GGGAGAAAUGGUUUAGAUAGACAUGCAGAAGGAAGAAGGAACGGUUCAAGAAGGCUCGAUGAAGCACCAGAGCUGCAGGACACACGCUGAUCCGCGGGCCGAGUGAUGGAGGUUCUGUACGGAGAGAGCGGGAGAUCCAGUCCAGUAGCGCCUUCGCGGCUGCCCCACUGACUCAUCAGAUAUCCACCCAUCGCACCAUCACUGCUCGCCCUCGUCCAGCCAUGGAGCAGUCUCCUAAUUCCGCACCAGACGGCCCCGGUGUGCCCACGGAGCCCACGCCGAGCACCACGGCUGUCUCUGAAGUGCACGGUUACAGUAACGAUGAUCUCCCAGAGCUGGAGUGCGCCGUGUGCUUCAGUCAGUUCAACAACGUGUUCAACACGCCCAAAGUGCUGCAGUGUGGCCACACCUUCUGCCUGGAGUGCCUCGCACGCAUAAACGUAAAGUCGUCACAGCCCGAGAGCCUGCAGUGUCCUCUCUGCAGAGCGUACACCCCUCUGCCCAUCCUCGGCCUGCCCAAACUGGCCACGGAUGUGGCGGUGCUGUCCUGCCUGCCCGAGGCCAUGCAGCACGUCUACAGCAUCCGCUUCAAUCGCGACAGAGGCAGGCUGCAGGUGAAGCGCAUUCCCAGCUCCGUACCCGCUUCCCCACACAACCAGCACCACAGCCUGGACCUCGGAACGCCCGUCAGCACCGAGGAGAACCAGGACACGCGGAGGGGCGUGUGCCCUUUCUUCAACCGGCUCAUGCGGAUUCCCACAUGCAGGGCGUUCUUCAUGAUCUCCGGCAUGCUCAUCAUGGUCUCGCUCACCAUCGGCAUCAGCAUCCUCCUUUCAAAAAAGUCACAGUGAGGCAGGGAUUUCAGGGCAGCGGGUCGAUCUGUCCAUAUUAGGAAAUCCCUCACUACAGGUGGAGGAAACGAACCCAGUCUGAAUACAGACAAUCGCGUGCUACGUUUCUGAUCUCAGUGCGUUACGAGCAAGUCGAACAGCCGUGAUACCAUUCCGUAUGUUGAUGCAUUUCCCUUUGAAACUGGAAACAAGUCUGCUGGUCAUCUCUCUCGCUCUGGCUCUCUCUCUCUUUCACACACACGCUCUCUCUAAUAUACGUUGCUAUGUCCAAACGCUUGCUUGUUGUUUCAUAGCUCCAGAAUAACAUGCAGGAAGUCACACAAUCACAGCGACACUAAUGGACCAUGUUUGAUGCUAACUCGCUGCUACUGUAGAGCGAUAUAUUUAGCGAGGUAGAACCUAUGAACUGGUGUCAGCGACUCUCCAGCGGUUCUUCCGCAGCAGCCUGCUUCUCUCUGGAUAAAGCGAGCGAGACCCUGCCACUCUCUGCACUUUCAGGAAGAUGAUCUGUCUCCUCCAGACGGAUUAAAUAUGUCAAACGUGUUUAUAACAACAUGUAUUCCUGUUUUAUCUUCUCUUCCUGUUCUCACUUGAGAUGCUCAGAUUUUGCACUGUUAGCUGCUAAGCAGGCUAACUGUAAACAUGAAUGUUCACCAUUACCAGUCUUAUUAAAGACAGAGAAAACACUACUCACUGGCUUAAUAUCUAAAUUACCAUCAUUCUAGUCCUGCGUUUCUCCAAAACCAGCACGCUAGCUGUCCAAAAACUUACAUUAACUAGCAAGCUAGCUACCUAGCUAGCCAACAAGAUAACAAGAACAAAUAAAAUGGCUUCUGAUUUAGAUGUA
This is a messenger RNA of Ictalurus punctatus (channel catfish), 1698 nucleotides long. Its product is annotated as E3 ubiquitin-protein ligase RNF183. The transcript is spliced from 2 exons. Gene Ontology annotation, biological process: protein ubiquitination. The record is from RefSeq and is a predicted model, not a curated record. Lineage: Eukaryota; Metazoa; Chordata; Actinopteri; Siluriformes; Ictaluridae. Bases 222 to 851 code for a protein of 209 amino acids. Gene Ontology annotation, molecular function: ubiquitin protein ligase activity.